AUUAGUAAAUCGUGUUAGUGUGUCUUGCAAGAAACUCGAAAUAACUUGUGAAUAAUAUUCAAAAUAGUAGAAACAGUUGAAAAAGGCAAAAGUGAACUGACCAUUGUUCCUUCUGCGUGGGAAAGUGGGGGAAAAUUAUCGUUGCCGAAAUUAAAAGCAGAAAAGCUUGUUAGAAUUGCAGAUUCAGUACCAAGUUCUAAUUGGUUAACUAUGCCAUGCAAAUUGAAAAGAAACCACUUAAUAAAUUAUGAAAUUGCCGAAGAAGAAUUAGAUAGAAUGUCAGAUCAAGAGGAAACUGAGCAAGAGGAAUCAUUCCUUGAAAAAGUGCAAAUCAGAAAAAGGUCAAGAGUUCCAGUCUCAAGUAGAACUGAUCAAGAUCAAAACAAUAAUUAUAAUAGUUUAGCGAAAGUUUGCCUGGAGGCAAACAAAAUUGUUGACACUUCAGCUUAUGAAAAUGAAGCAAACCAUAGUCAAAUAUAUACUGUUGACCUCAUAAACUCUACUGAUGCAACAGAAUCAAUAAUAGUUGAUUUACCCAACCAAGGAGGUGUCUCUCAGUUGGAUGAUAGUAAGCUUGAUGCUAUAUUAUCUAAUCAAGCCCUCAUAUUGGAACAAAUUCAAAAAAAUGAAACAAAUUGUUUGACAAUUUUUGAAAAACUAGCUACUUUAGAAGCAACUUUAGACCAUAUAUGGGAAAAACAGAAAAGUUGCAUAUGUAAGAAUGAAGUUGAUAGCAUACCAUUAAUUUCUGAUGGUACAGAAUUCAUUCAACAAAUUGAUUGUUUGGAAGACUUGAAGAAGCUAGAUGAAAAAUUAAGUGAUAAUAUAGAAAUGAGAAGAUACAUAGAAAAAUUGAGUUUUAUAUGUGGAAGAAGAGGAAAUGGAAAUGGAUUAGAUAAUUGCUACUUAUUAGUGGACAAAUUAUUUACUAGAAAGUUCAUGACCCUUUGUUCAUGGGCAGGAGGAUCUAGAGAUAAAGAAAAAGAAAAAAUUCCAUUUAAAACUUUCAAAAAUGUCAUAAAUGUGUUUUUUAAAAUCAUUCAUUUAUCAGACAAUGAUUUUUCAUUGAGAGAAUGCGAAGACUUUUUAAAAAAUGUUAUUCGCCAUUCAUCCAGGAGGAAUAGUACCGCUCCAACACGGUGCUCUAGACAAAAACGGCGCCAAAAAUCCAUGCAGAAGAUUCAUCAGGUUGCAGAUGGACAUGAUGACAUUGAUGCACAGGAGAAAGAAAACAUAUAAAGAAAUUUCAUUAUUUAUUCAAUUUAUUGUUUUUUUAACAUUAACUAUAUUCUAGAGAGCCAAAAGUUAUUUUGUACAGAAGCCAGAGUUUAUUUUGUUAUAAAAUAUGUGUCAAAGGAAUAAAUAUAGUUUCAUUUUUAUGAUUCAUAAUAACCAUUUUACAUUUAAUACUACUUAUUUCAUAUGAUUUUGGAGUAUCAUAUUGUAUAUUUCUCACCUUGAAAAUAUUCAAGAAAGAAGAUUGUAUUGGAAUAUUGAACAGAUCUUCUAGAUUUUUAAUAGGAGUUCCAUAGAUAUACAGUGAGCCAUUUUCUGAAACGGCAUAUUCCAUAGCAACAAUCUUGUUAUCUUGAGUUAAAAACCAUUUAUUUGGAAAAUCUGAGGAUAGACAGAAUCCAUUUAAUUCGAGUUUGGAGAAAGUUCCAGAUAUAUUUUUCUUUUUCAAUAUAGGAAAAGUUUGUGUAACAUUUAGGGAGUCUACUUCACAUUCCACUAUUUCACUCAUUCUUUUUGCAACCUGGGCCAAUGGCAAGUUUCCAUUUCUCAAUUGAUUUUUUAUCAGAUAAAGUCUAUUUUCGAAUGGAUAAGUAUCAAAAGUUAACAACGGUCCGAAUUUUCUCACUUCAUCU
Coccinella septempunctata (seven-spotted ladybird) is the source of this 1868-nucleotide messenger RNA. RefSeq lists its product as uncharacterized. Lineage: Eukaryota; Metazoa; Arthropoda; Insecta; Coleoptera; Coccinellidae. The record is from RefSeq and is a predicted model, not a curated record. The transcript is spliced from 3 exons. Bases 211 to 1239 code for a protein of 342 amino acids.